Cimex lectularius (bed bug) is the source of this 12342-nucleotide messenger RNA. RefSeq names its product dmX-like protein 2 (gene Rbcn-3A). Gene Ontology annotation, molecular function: protein binding. The transcript is spliced from 59 exons. Lineage: Eukaryota; Metazoa; Arthropoda; Insecta; Hemiptera; Cimicidae. The coding region runs from base 403 to 10416 and encodes 3337 amino acids. The record is from RefSeq and is a predicted model, not a curated record. Gene Ontology annotation, cellular component: RAVE complex. Gene Ontology annotation, biological process: vacuolar acidification.
GCGCUCCACGACCGUAAAGUCAGAUCAGCAGCACCGUUCACGAUACAUAAAAACUAAGAUAUAUCUCUCAUAAACCGUCCCAAGACAUACCAAAAUUCCCUACUCCUCUCAAAUAGAAGGGUCGGCCCAUGUAGUGAUAUCGCGACCGAGGCCAUUACGAAGUCGGGGAAAUCACCGACUCCCCCACCAACAAAUCGAAACCUCCUCUCAAACAAGAAUUGAUACGGGUUUAGACUUUAGAAUCGUGUCAGUCCAUCUCGGAAAAUGCUGUGCGAUUUUCUAACGUCCGACUGUUUGUGACACUCAUCCGAAACCAGGAGAUCGAGUUAUGUUCCGUGUUCUCGGAAAGGAGGAUUGCUGUAGACGAAUUUCCUUCCUUUAGCAUUCUUCCGACUCGGAAUCAUGAAUUGCCACCAGAUCCUGAGCGGUGCCUGUAAUGCUGGCGAUCGCUGCUUCGCCGUCGGUAGCGUCGAAGGGAUCCCGUUCACUGCUUAUGCUGCCGGUUGCAAUAUUGUGAUUUUAGCAAGCACUUUCGAAAGAGUUCAGAUUAUACCAGGAGCAAUCCACAACUACGUCAGAAUAAGCUGUGUGGACUGCUCAACAGACACUGGAAAAAUCGCUGCCGCCUAUGAACGUCAAGUUUGCAUAUUUGAACCAACUCCUCUCAUCCACAACAACAGCGAUCAUCAAUUAGAUUAUCGAUGGGUGGAAACCGGUUCAUGGCAGACAGAUUGCAAUAUCACGUCUCUUUCAUGGAACCUGGAAGGGACAAGACUCCUCACAGGAGGGGCUAUUCUUCAGCUCUGGCAUCAGAACACACCGAUGCAUUUAGUUGACGAUGACCACGAUGGAAUGACCUCAAGUGGUGUCACAUUCGAAAUUGGAGAAGAUGCUUGUGGAAGCCUGAAUAACGGGCUCGAAGAGGAGAUUGAAAAGGGAUGGGAAUGCGUAUGGAAAUGUGCUACAGCUACUCCAGUACUUCAUAUGGCAUUUUCGCCAGAUGGAACGCUUUUUGCAACUGCUGGUUAUAAUGAUAGACUAGUCAAAAUAUGGUUUGAAAAUAAACAAUUGUUAUUUCCUUCUAAAAGUUCUGAUCAACAAUCUAUGACGUAUGGAAAUCCUGGAGUAAGUGAGAUUAAUUAUGGAUUUGUGUAUAUUUCUCAUCCGAGGGCUGUCACACAAUUAUCCUGGAGAAAGACUAGUAAAUAUAUGCCAAAGGGUUCAGUUUCAAACAUGUUGGUCACUUCUUGUCGCGAUAAUAUCUGCAGAAUAUGGGUAGAGACUGUCUUGCCGGAUGAUGGGUUAGUAAAUAUGCAGCAAUUUGAUCCGCUAGCAGCUCAAAAUCCAAAAUUCAGAACACAUAGGCAUAAACAUAGAUUCAUGCAACGUCUGAAACAUAUGAAGACCUGUUUUCAUUUGCGUCGAAACGCUAAACAAAGCCAGUCUGGCAUGUUUGGGCCAAACACUACGAUUCCUACAUUGCCUUCAACGUACAGCGUCCAUGAUUUUCAUAGCUAUGGCUUCCAUGGAACAGGAGUAAUCCCUGGACUUCACUUCCAUUUAGCAGCUUCCAUAAACGCCGAAACUGAUAUACCAUUAGUACCUAGUCUUAUCACUGGAGACCCAGAAAGGGAGCCAAAUUUUGUUCUGCACUGGUUAAACAACAAGGAAAUGCACUUUUCACUGCAAGCUGAAAAUAUUCUUCAUGAGUUAACACGGAAAGUUGUGGAAAAGGAGGAAGGCCUUGGAUUUGACAAUAGCAAUGUUGAAUCUUCAGAACAUCACGAUUCAGAACAUGAUGAUAAAACUUUAUAUUCCAAAAAGCGUAGUGGAAAAGUCACAAAAUCGGUUUCGCAAGAUGAAAGUGGUAGCGAUGAACAUCACCAAAGUAGUUUUCCUUCAAGUGGACAUCAGACUUUAAGCAAUGCAACAUCAAUAAAUUCAUUGGCGACUGACACUGGACCUCCAGUAGCGCAUACGGCUGAUAACUUGGACCUUAAAAUAGAAAAUCUGUUAAGAGAUUGGCAUCAUAGUCCUGAUUUGUUAUUUGCAAUACAUCCAAUCGAUGGGAGUUUUUUAAUCUGGGUACUGGAUUGGCUGGAUGAAUACCAUCCAGGUUCGUUUCGCCAAGCUCAAGUUUCAUUCUCAACAAGAAUACCGACUGCGUUUCCCUUGGGUGAUGCCAUUGCUAUGUCAAAUAACAUUUGCUUGUAUCACACUUCAGGCUGCCAUUUACAGCUUGUUUUUAGAGAUGUUGUUAAAACUGCUGCUGGUUCACGUUCACCUCCAAACGGUCCAACUACAACUGGGAGUGAUUGUGGAGAAACGGGUGUUACGUCUUUGCCCAGUGUUAUCGAAGAAGAUGGAGAUCGUACUGGCGAAAAUGAAGAAAGUAAUAACAACAACAGAGGUGAACAAACAAACGGGGAAUCAAAGAGUUCAACAUCGGAUAUUCUUACUGCACCUCCGUGCCCUACUCUCUCCAUGGUUACAAAACACUCAAAUGGAACUCUUAAUCUCUGGCAACUUACUUUUGCCGAUAAAACAAAGUUUUCUCAGGUUCUCAGUAUAGGCCAUGCUUCAAGAGCUUCAGGUCAUAGAUUUAGAGUUAAUGAUAUCACAUGCCAUCCAGUCUUACCUUUACUUCUUACCACCUCUCACCACAACUUGCCUGAAGGACAAGAAUACUCACCAAAUGGGUCCUCUUCUUUAUCACCAACUGGUUUCUGCAGUGAGUUGAUUUUGUGGAGAGUAGACGCUGUUGGUCCUUUGUCUAAAUCUGGCGGAGUAUCUGAGCUUGCAAGAAUCAACUCUCCCCAAAUAUCAGCAUUUUCAAACGUCGCUUGGAUCCCGACACUCCUUCCAAGCACAACAUUGGGAAAUCUUUCGAAUUCUCCUUCUGCUUGCUUUGUUGCGUCUGACGGUGAGAGCUUGCGGGUUUAUCAGGCUGUUAUCGAUGCAAGGACGUUACUCGCUGAGGUUUCUUCAUCAGAAAGGCGUAGCCGCAUUAUGGGUUCUCUUGUGAGUCUGUCUACUGAUAUAUCUUCAGAUGAUGGAGCGAAGCAUUCUUCAUUGCACGACCGUAUAAAAAUUGUCUCCCAGCAAUCAACAGCCAGGCCAGGAUGUGUAAUACAGUUAGAUGCAAUAUCAGAUGCUACGCAUGAUUGGCAAAAUACCCAAUUGCUCCAUGUAUUCCAGUCCCAAUUGAUCACUGGGGAGAGAGAAGUCAUAGGAGAUAAAGCUGGUCUAGGCCUCCUAGAAAGUAAUUUAGGGGCAAUGGUUGACCUUCACCAGACAGCGGAAUUUGAAGAACCGUUCUAUUUGGUCGUCUUGGAACGUACAAAUCAAGGCACUGCAAUUCAUAUGUGGAGACUGAUUAUCGCAUCACAGCCAGACAAUUCUGCUGUUGAUGGCUUAAGUGGAAGCAUGAUGUAUGUUCCUGAUAGUCAGCUUGUACAAGAUGAAGAUGAUAUAGAAAGUUCCGGUCGGCAAGGAGCUGGAAUCGAAGAGGACAUUAAUACUGGAGGUUUUCAGUCCCCUCAUGUCAGCAUUUCUACCACUAAGGUUUGUACACAAGAACUGCCGUUACCAGAUGGUGUGGAUGUUAUUCAUGCUGCUCCAGCCGGUGGCCAUUUGAGCUCGGCCUCGAUUUACCCAGCCUGUUUUGCUCCUUAUAUCAUAGUCACCGCUUGUUCAGACAGCACUGUUAGGUUUUGGAAGUGCAAUGUUAAUAAGUAUCAAGAAGGUACUAAAGCCAAAACGAGCUACCGUUGGACAGAAUGGGAAAUGCUUAGAAAGGAUAAAGAAUCUAUUAUUGAAAUCCCUGGUCAACCGCUGAAUAUAAGUGCGGCUUAUAGUGGGCGAAUAGCAUGUGCCUAUAAAUAUGGAAAAUCUUUUACGAGACCUUCGAGAAAAGACCCUGAAUCUAGAUUUGUCAAUCUAUGUGUAGCUAUUUAUGAAUGCGAAAGUACAGGAGGAUCGGAAUGGAUAUUAGAAGAUACAAUUUAUCUGAAAAACAUCCAUUUACCCAGAAUACAGAUAGACCCGAGUCUUGAUCUUAGUUACUUAUAUGAUCAUUCAUUCUUCACUAAAAAACAGCGGCUACAAAACAACUUCAUAAAAGCAAUCUCUUCUGAAGAAUUAGAUUCAAGAUCUCCUCUUCGCAAUGGAGAUAUCAACAGCUCCAAUGAUAAUAACCUUGUGAAAACUGGAGCAGGGUUACUGGCAGUGCCUAGUUUUAGCACUUUACAGUCUCUACGGAAAUCGAUAAUAGAAAAUGGAAAUACAUGUCCGCUUACACAAAAACAUUUAGUCCAAUUGGACUGGGUUUCAAAAGAAGAUGGAUCUCAUAUUCUAACUGUAGGAGUUGGCAGUAAGGUAAUGCUGUUCACACCCGUUUCAAGUGAUAUAGCCCAAGCAAAUAUGAAAGCGAUGAGAGAAUCUCAGACUUCAAACACUAGACCCAUUCUGAGAAAAGCCUCUUCAUUGGCUGCUCCAAAUUUUGUAGAUGAAAUAAGAUGGAUGAAGCUAAGAAAAAUUGACUUACACACAGCAGACGGAUUGCCGCCUCUACCCAUGCAGAUUUCCUGGGUCAGAGAUGGUAUUCUUGUAGUAGGGAUGGACAGUGAAAUGCACGUCUACUCCCAAUGGAAAUCAGACAGAUUCCGUACAAAACAAUUUAUUGGAAAUGGGUAUAAACUUCCUUAUCAAGAAUCCGAGGAGCUUCAGGACACGCGGAAUCUUCGGGAUGAAGAUUUGAGAAAUCUUGCACAGGAUUCAUCACAAAGACGAUUGGCAAAUGUAAGCUCUAUGCCGCAUUUAUCCAGAGUCAGCUCAAUCAAUCUCACUAUGCUUUCUGUUGAGAGCAAGAAGAAGAAAACAAAUGGCCAAGCAGCACAAGAGAACAAUGGCAACAUGGAUUCCUACAUGCCUGACUAUGGACUUUUUGAAGCAUCAAGAAUUGCUUGCCCAGUUCUUCCGCAAUACCACCCUAAACAACUUAUGGAGCUUUUAAAUUCUGGAAAAAUCAGAUGGGUAAAAGCAAUCCUUGCUCAUUUAGUAAGGUGUAUUUCGGGUACUUGUUCGGUUCAACAAGGAACAGUAGUUUGUUCAAUGUCUGAUGAGGAAACUAUGACCAAACAAAGGGGUUGGUCACGUUCCAGAACAUUAUCUGUUAGUUAUGGUGCAGGCACAACUAGUCCCCUUGAACAGAGAGGAUCCACUACUGCAAUUCCUGAAGAGCUAACUCUAGAUUAUGCAGAAAUUACGUCCAUUCCACCUCUUCCCCUCUGGACGUUGCUAGCUGCUGAUAAAGAAACUAUUAAAAAACAAGGAACUGAUGACAACCCUCAUUAUAAUGAACUUUUUGAUGCUGAUGGAGGUCUACAGGAUGAGCAACUUGAUGAUAUUUUAGCCGAUGAUGAUGAUGAUGCUGUGAUGCGAGGAGAUCGUAGGCCAUCAACUAAUGUCGAGAUGACAAGCAGCUUAUCUCAUUUUGGCCCAAGACAAGGUCGUUUGCUCUCAAGACUUUUGACACAUACGCACUUACCAGGACUUUCCAGUCUUGACCAAAUGCACCUCCUCGCCCUGGCAGAUACAGUAUCGACUUGUAACACCGAUUUUGCUGAGAGAUUUGCAAUCGAUGCUGCUAAGACUGCAAUUGCAAAAGAAAAUCUUACUGGUGUCCCAGAGGGGCAAGUUCAGUCCACUGAUUCAUUGGAUGAUUGUGGGCUGAGAUUUCUCCUGGCGAUGAAACAUUACAAUUAUUUACUUCGGUGUUUACCAAUAGCACAGAGAGCACAGUUUCAAAAACAAGGUGUCUCUAGUAACAAUGUUGUAUGGGCAUUCCAUUCUGAGAGCGAAGAAGAGCUCCUAUCUUUGAUUCCCUGUUAUGCAAAGGGUUCACCAAAGUGGCUAAUUCUAAAGGAAUUAGGUCUUGGGUGGUGGUUGCGAAACCAUACACUUCUAAAAACCUGUAUAGAGAGGGUUGCCAAAGCAGCAUAUAAACAAAAUGAAGAUCCUUUGGACGCUGCAAUAUUUUAUUUGGCUAUGAAAAAGAAAUCUCUUGUUUGGGCCCUUUUCCGUUCAAAACGGGAUGAAAGGAUGACGCAGUUCUUCUCCAAUGAUUUUACAAAAGACCGUUGGAGAAAAGCAGCAUUGAAAAAUGCAUUCGCUCUGCUGGGGAAGCAACGAUUUGAGCACGCUGCUGCAUUUUUCUUGCUCGCUGGUGCUAUCAGAGAUGCCAUAGAGGUCUGUUUGAACAAACUCGAUGACCUCCAGUUAGCCAUGGUUAUUUCUAAGCUCUACGAAGGUGAAAUGGAUCCAACUCCUCCUAAUUUAAAACGACUGCUAUUUGAGGAAAUACUUGGCUGUGACAUGAAUGGCGAGAAUCAGGAUAUGUCUAAAGUUCACCCUGAUCCAUUUUUGAGAUCAAUGGCACUUUGGAUACUCAAAGAUCCAACAGGAUCUUUAAAUACUCUGUUACAAACCAAUGUAGGAACAAUGCACUCACAAUAUCAAGAUGAAGAUAGACCUGAAGGGACUACUGCUAACCCAAAUGUAUUCAAUUUUUAUGUCUAUCUACGAACCCAUCCCCUUUUAAUAAGGCACACCCUUGCUACCACCUACCAGGACAGAAAAAAUCAUACCGUUGUCUUAGCCGGAUUCACGUAUGGGUCAGAGGCUAAAUCAACUCAGAGUGAUAGACAACUUUUAGUUGAAGAUUCAAUUACACCUCUUGAAAGACAGCUUUACUUCACAACUGCUCACGCUCAUUUUAAAGCUGGAUGUCCUGCCUUAGCUCUUGAAGUAUUGUCAAAACUACCCAACAAAGUUAUAGAAUCCACAAACGAUGAUAAUUCUAGUGUUAUUAACAGUCCGAGUAAAUCAAAAAUUCACAAUUUCCAGAUAGAUACUGGAAUACUUAAUUGGAAUGAGCCCAUUGUUGAAAGUUCAAAACAAAAUGAAGUACGUAUGGAAACUGUAGACUGGUCACAGCCUGUAACUGGGCAAAAAGAUGAUAAACUCGAUCUGGGUUGGGAUGAUGAAGAAGAAAACGAAGAGUCUGAAGAAGAUGAGCCGCUUCAAAUGAAGAAAAUUGGCGAUAAUAAUGAUGAACUACGAAAUUCGUCUCAAUCACCAAAAGCAGCUGAACCUUAUUCCAGUGGUGGCCAGAUGGACAUAAUGGCCCAGCAGUUGAAAUUUGUGGCUUGCCUUAAAAUUUUAAUGGAAGAACUUUCGACUCUUGCUACGGGGUAUGAAGUCGAUGGUGGCCAAUUAAGAUAUCAUCUGUACCUUUGGCUUGAAAGGGAAGUAGAAGCCCUUAGACAGUUAUGCAACUACAGCCCUGGUGAUAUUGAAACAAAUGAGAUUUCCUAUGACAUAGCAGAGGCUGCUCAAGAUGUGAGAGAUUGUAACACACCAACACUCAGCAAGGAAAAACCUACUUUACAUGAAAUUCUGAUGGCUGAAAAAUCUGAUUUCGAAGCUAAAGUACAAAGAGCAGCAAGACGGAAGAAAUGGUUGAAAGCAAAUGAGACCCUUCUUAGGACUUUACUCAGCUAUUGUUCCCUACAUGGGGCAAGUGGAGGCGGAUUAGCUUCUGUUCGAAUGGAACUAGUCCUUCUUUUACAAGAACUUCAGCAGGAGAAAACGCAGCAGCAGCUCCUUUCGCCAUUGCCCUUCCCAACGACACUUCCACUCCUCUCUGCCAGUGUAGCGUGCAACAAAACAGUCAUUGCAGAUCCUGUCAGGCACUUGCAGGCACUGGCACAUGACAUGCUUCAGGCUAUUAUAGAACAGCGAACACCUCCAACGUUGAACUGUGUCAACCUCAGUGAAGUCUUUGUUUUGAGGGAUCUUGCUGUUGCACUAUCUGCGUGUAUUUAUCAAUCGCUCUGUGACAGCGAUACAUGCAGUGUAAAACUGAGUGUUGAUAGUUUCCAGGCAUCGGGCUUAGACACAUUGUCUUUUGUAAAUUCUAGCAGUCAUUUAAUAGCGAGUCAGAAUCGUAAGAGGAGAUACUCCGUGGACGAGCCUUUGCAAGUAACGACUCAACCUUCAAAAUGGCCAGGCGUGACAAACCUACGAGCACUCCUUGCCAGAGAAAAAGAUGACGACACGCCAAGAUUGAACAUCCUUCUUUGUGAAACAUUUGUGGCGACAUAUAUGUCCCUUGCAGUAUAUGCACUUGCAACAUGCGAUUGUCAUAUACUGUAUAGGAUAAGUGGCCAAAAUUUUACUGAUUCCACAUGGGCCAUUUUGUUUGGAGGCGGGGUUAAAAAGCUAUUAAGAGUCGCUCAAACUCAAGGGACACCUCCCGUUGAAAGAGAAGCGAGCAUUCCAAAUGAGAGUGGCAUGUGGACGACAGUCACUUCUCUAACAAAACAAAGGAUGCGACUAAACAUGAAACUCUUGGGUCAGUUCGGUUCGCCAACAGGAAGUCAGAAUAUGAAGGAAGAUAAGCCAACUUACAGAGAGCAAUUUGUUCCUCCAGAAAUGUCCAUGAUUUCAUAUUUUCUUAGUAAACCUACAUUGCCUGUUGAAGUCUCUCAGGAUGUUGAUUAUGAUUCUGCUGGCUCUGAUGUAAGUGAUAUGAGUGAAGAGGAAGAAGAAGAUGUCUUUGAGGGCGAGUCCAAAGAGAAAAAGAACAACACAGAUAAAGAGAAUACCGAACAUUCUAACCCUAACAGUUAUUCCUGGGCCAUCAUGAGAUUAGCCGUUCUCAAACUUAUCCAUGAUCAGCUCCAAAGCUUCCUUUCCGUGGCAGGAAUUGAUUUACAGGAGCUCCCGGUCUGCAGCCCGUUGAUUCAUGGGAUUUUAAGAGUAGUUUCUCAGUGGCAGGAGAUUUUAAAAGAAGACCUUGAGGCCCGAGGCCCACCUCCUCCACGAUAUAUUCCAGGCUGUUACGUAGAACCCACACCACUUGGGCAGCCGACUGGACCUGCCAUUAUGAAAUACCGAUCCAUUUUGGAAAAGGGAAAUACUCCUUUCCAUCCCAGACAUUGGUCAGCAGCGCCAGCAAGAAGGCUAUGGAGUUAUUUGGUGAGACAGGAACUAGUACAGGACUUUUUUAUAAAGUGCGUAUUCGGCAAACGUCCACGCAGCUCGAUUGCAGAUACUUGCGACAGAGGGAAUGACGGCAUUCAAACGCCUCAGAUGCUUGAACCAUUUAGAAUAAUACACAAAGAUCAAGAUCAAAUAUCUGCGUUUUGUCUUAAUCAGGUUAAUGGAGGAUUACUUGCUCUGGCUACUCCUCGUGAAGUACAAGAAAUGGACAUUUCACUUCUCCUCGAACUCCCAUCUUGGCUAGAAGAUGAAUGCGAAUUUGACAUAAUUAAUUGCAUAAAGGAACCGGAGUUGAUACCAGCAAGUUCAUUUUUGGUCAUUCAGACACCCACUGAUAAGCCUAUUCUUCAGUCGUCUCCAGUAGGUGGUGGUACAUCAACGAAUACACAACCGGGGUUGGCUGGCCAAUCAGGACGAGGCGCAUCAAUGAUGAAGGGACUCAACUUUCCUGGAUCGCACGAUCCAAACUUCUGUCAGUUUGUUAUUGAUCGCAGCCGGCACUUAAUGAAGGCGGUUUUAAAGCAUCGCGUAGACGGGAUUAGAAAGAUGAGUGCUCAUCCUUUGCUACCUCUAUACUUGACGGGAUCUCAAGACGGUUCUGUGCAGAUGUGGGAAUGGGGUCACAACCAGGCUGUGACCAUCCCCAGGCCAGGGGGAACAUUUGCAAAAGUCACUAGAGUUAGGUUCUCCCAACACGGGAACAAAUUCGGCGUAGCUGACGGCGAUGGCAACCUCAGCCUUUUCCAAGUUGGCAUCUCUUCAUCAGCGUCUCGUCCGUUUUUUACCUGCCAGUGUCACAAUAAAGUGACAAGCGACUUUGUCUUUCUGGGAUCCUGUAGCAUGGUUGCAACCGCUGGUCACAGCUCAGAAAGUAAAAAUGUCGCUCUUUGGGAUACUCUGCUGCCCCAGAAAAAAGCUUUGAUAACAGCUUUCACGUGCCAUGACCAAGGUGCCUCGUCGUUGGUAUUCGCUCCCCAGCACCAACUGCUAAUAUCUGCUGGGAAAAAGGGAGAUGUUUGCAUUGUAGAUGUGAGGCAGCGCUCACUUAGGCACAGAUUCACAGCUCAUGACUCACCUAUAAAAUGUCUUUCUGCCGAUCCUGCAGAAGAAUUUUUUGCUACGGGUGCAGCAGAUGGAGAUAUCAAGGUCUGGGGUUUGACGAUACAUCAAGUUCUUUACAAUUUCCCUGGAGAGCAUGCUAAAUCGAGCUUUUUUAAACCGAUCGGGCAAGGCGUCACCCAGAUCUACCUGGAUUCGAGUGCACGCCUUUUCUCUUGUGGUGCAGAUGGCAGUAUGAAAGUUAGACAGCUUCCAGCACGAGAGCAUGCCCCCAGUAAUGUUUUAAGCUAGUUUAUAAGUCAUUGAGUAUUAGAACUUUUUUUUGUUUUUAUGGGAGGGGGGUCGCGUAACAAUCUUCUUUUCACUGACGUUGUUUGUUUUAUUAUGGUGGAAUUAAUACAUGCGCCCUUGGUUACAAGAAAAAGCAUUUAUGUCCUUAAAAUAGUAAUACUUAAUUAUCAAAAUACUUAUAAAAUUAGAUAAAUGAAUUUGCACACUAGUGUAGGGCGAAACACAUUUUUCAAAAUAAUGUCUUUUAAUUAAUUCAAUUUGCUGAGUAUUGGUGCAGAAUUGAAGUUAUUCCUAGUCUCUUUUAAUUUUUGUUAUUGAUUUUUUUGUUUACCAAAAUUAUUAAAAACUUGUAGUACAUAUUUUUUCCGUGUUUUUUGUUUUUGUUUUUCAAAGCUCACUGGAUAAACAAAUGGUGAUACUUAAGUCAUAUAGGUUCCUUGAUUAUAUUAUUUACCAGUUGUUAUGUUUAAUUAUAUAUAUAUAUAUAUAUAAGAAUUCUUAAAUAUUCUUAAUUUUAUGCUAUUUGUUAGAUGGCCAUCUAAGGUCAGAAUAAUAUAUCACAAAUGGAAAUUAUCAUAUAAAUAUAUUUAAGUUUCACUAUGAAAAUAUGUAUAUGCAUAAAAUAUUUAUUCUUAAUUGUGCCUGAAAUAUGGGUUAUACAAAUAUAUUAUAUGGCGUGAUAUUACAAAAAUGGAAUAGAAGGUUUGUAAAUGAUAAAAAUUUUAAAUGUUUACUCGUAAUAUUCAAUUGAUGAAACUCAGUAAAUUGGGUCUGAAAUGACACCGUAAUAAGCCAGCAAUUAUCAUUCCUGAACUUAACUGAGAUUCUAUUGAGACAAUACCAUAAUACUAUUUUUAAACUAGGUAUUAAGAAAAUGUCCUAGUUCUAAUUAAAUAAUCGUAAUAUUAAGAUGAUGCACUAAGAUGUAAAUUGUGGCACUUGUUAAAAUUAGUCACAAAGUAUUAAGAUUUUCCUUAAAUUGGUUAAAAUUACAUCACAUUUUUUUGUUUACUAAUGGCCUAUUUAAUUAUACAAAAAUAUAAAACAACAAUCAUAUAUUUUGCUUGGUGGUCGUUUAAAAUAUUUUUAAAUUGUUAUUCAGAAAUUAUUUAGUCGUUUACUUACAGUUUAAAUUAUCUCCCCUAAGAUCCCAUGCGAGACUUUUAAGAGUUAAGAAUUUGUUCCCAUGCAAUUUUUCAGUAUUAAGCAAGAAUUUAUUUUUUAACCAUUUUAAUUUUUAAGUUAUAAUUAGUCAUUUGUUAUUGUGAUAGUUUUAUAAUUGCAAAGUAAAAGGCAGUUAAGAUGAAGUUAUUUAAAACAAAACAAAAAAUGUCAAAAAAUAAAAUACAAAAAUAUAAUGUAUUUUAGUAUUAUAAGUAAAUGUGCACUUCUAAUUGUUAGAUUAAGUGUUUAUUUUUAAAAAAUCAAUAAAUAUUUAUAUGUAACUCAAAAAAAAUCAAAUAUAAUUUAAAAAUCAACAAUAAGGCUGUGCUCAUUUACUAAUAACUAAAAUAAGUCGUCAUUUCAUUUGCUGAAUGAAUAUAUAAUUUUUUAUUCAAUCUCAUUAAACAAUUAUAUUUUGUUGUCAUAAAUUUUGUUGUAAAAAACACAAAUUUAUGACUACUUAAGGUUUUAUUGUUAAUCUCAAUGAAUAACGUGAAAAAUGGGUUUAGAAAAAGUUACGAUUUUGUUAUUUUAUAAUAACCAAUAUAUUAUUUAGAUAAAUUCAAUCAUUCCUUUAAAACAGAUAUUUUCUUGUAUAUUUUUAUUAUUUAACUGUUGUCCUCUUUGUAAUUUAUAUUGUUGAACAUUUAUCCAAAAAGGUGUUUAAUUUUUUUUUUUCGCCAUAUGUUGUAAAUUUUAUUUUCUUGUUAGCAUUUAUGCAAAAUCGAGCAUCAUAAUGUAUUUAAUAUUACAAAGCUGUGU